Selaginella moellendorffii is the source of this 1274-nucleotide messenger RNA. RefSeq lists its product as uncharacterized. The coding region runs from base 7 to 1233 and encodes 408 amino acids. The record is from RefSeq and is a predicted model, not a curated record. NCBI's taxonomy places the organism in Eukaryota, Viridiplantae, Streptophyta, Lycopodiopsida, Selaginellales, Selaginellaceae. Gene Ontology annotation, molecular function: oxidoreductase activity. The transcript is spliced from 4 exons.
UGAGCUAUGAGGCUCAGAGCGUCCUAUCGCUCGGUCGUGGUGGGCGCCGGUCCAGCGGGGCUGGCAGCCAUCGCCAAUCUCCUCGACGCGGGCAUCCAUCCAAUCCUGUGGGUGGAUCCAGCCUUCGCGGCCGGCCGCCUCGCCAGGUACCAGCGAGUUCCAAGCAACACGAAGGUCCAGCUCUUCGUGGAUUUCGCCAUGGCGUCGCCCACGCUUGCUCGCCUCGCUGCCACCAUGUCUCCGCCUCCUCUAGGUGAGUUUGAGAGCAUGGAUCCGCAAGGCACUUGCUUGCUCAAGCACACGGCUCGGAUGGUUUCGCAGCUCACCCGAGGAAUCCAGCAGCACCUCGCUGACAAAGUCGAUUGCUACCAAGGAUGGGUGACUCGAGUUCAUGGCUCAUCUAAGCAGCCAUCUUGGUCUGUUGCUCUCGGCGUCGAAGCUCAAGAUCAAGAAGCUACUGUGGUCGACACGGACAGUGUGAUCUUCGCCACAGGUUCUCAUCCCAUCCCCUCGCAUUCCUCCUGGGCUCCCCAUAAACUCUAUGCCCGUCCCGAGCAUGCCAAGAUGGUCGAGGAGCUGAGCUUGGAGACCGCUCUCGACCCAGGCGCGCUACAAUCGGGAGUAACUCCCUCCGACGUUGUAGCUGUCGUCGGUGGAAGCCACUCGGGCGUUCUCUGCCUCAAGAAUCUAGCCGAGCUUCCAAAUAGACCACGCAAGAUCCUUCACUACUAUCGGCAAGAGCUCAAGUAUGCCGUCUACAUGGACGGCUGGAUUCUAUAUGAUAAUACGGGACUGAAAGGUGACGCCGCCGUUUGGGCGCAGCAAGUCCUCGAGCCUGGCCUCGUUCCACGCCUCGACUCACACCACCUCGAGAGCCCCGAGAGCGAAGCCGAGAUUUACAAGGCAACCAUGCCUGAGGUGACCAAGAUCAUCUACGCGAUUGGCUUCCAGCGGAACAAGCUCCCGGAGAUGGUGCUGGAGGAGUUUCACGGUGGAGGCUCCAAGGAUCAUGGAGAACGUGUCAAGCAUUCUCCACAGAGUGGGAAGCUCGUCCUGGGCGACAAGCCCAUUCCUGGGCUGUGGGGAUAUGGGAUUGCGUUCCCGGAGGAGACUGUGGAUCCUCUCGGGAACAAGGAGUGGGCCGUGGGACUGUGGAAGUUUAUGCGUUACAUGAAGAAGGUGAUCCCUGAGAAUGUAGCGCCAGAGAUUAUGAGUAAUAGCAGCAAACUAUAAUAAUUAAUAAUCGAAUCAAUAAAAGAAUUAUUGUCAAUAAA